AUCACAAGCAUCGCUUACCUAAGGAACACCACGUUGCAGCACGCCCGCCCUGCAACCGCAUCGCGAAACAGGUUGUUGCAUCCGAUUCUCAAUUCUCAAGCUACCUCGGGGCACUUCUGGGAAGAACAGUUUGAAUCUUGAUCGCCUGGCUUCUCGUUGUAUUACCGCUUCUUGUCCACUUUCUACGGACAACUCCCGAUCUUGCCUGACGCAAGGUCGCAUCGCCAUGGCUGAACAGAUUCUGGACCAAGUUCGGGAUCUCGCCGAGGGCCAGAUUGACUUUGAAGGACAAAAGAAGGCCGAGCUCUUGUCUACUUUUCUGCUCUCUGCGUUCGGGGUACUCACGUUCAUCGUCGGCUUCAUCCUCCAAGAUAUCAAGCUGGCUGUCUAUAUUGGGCUAGGCGGCACGGCGCUGACGUUCCUUGUUGUCGUGCCACCCUGGCCAUUCUACAACCGGCACCCAGUGAAGUGGCUGGAACCACAAGGUGCUGUCGGCGACAUCACAGUCGUGGAGAAGACGGGAUGACGAGCGGGAGUAAAACAGAUGAGAAGUUGCCAGUGGUUCAUAUCAAAGUACGCGAGUUCCGUCGUGCCAGAAGCGCUAUUCGUGCUGGCUGUUUGUUGGUCCAUGAUAUCAUGCUCUUCCGCCCUCGUUGUUGCCACCUCCCAUUGUUGCCGCUGCCCCAUCAGAUGUACGUUCUCUGCCUGCGUGCUUCCUGCCGACGGGCCCUUAGGCAAAUGACCCAUCUCUCCUUAACGGCCAUAUUUCUGAAAUUCCCAGUCACGAUUAUCUAGAGGGCAUACUUGUCGAGUCUUGAGCCAUCGCGAUAUGCAAUGGAAGUGGAAGG
Molecule: messenger RNA, 848 nt
Organism: Verticillium dahliae VdLs.17
Lineage: Eukaryota; Fungi; Ascomycota; Sordariomycetes; Glomerellales; Plectosphaerellaceae
Product: microsomal signal peptidase 12kDa subunit
Exons: 3
Coding region: 227-526 (99 amino acids)
Biological process (GO): protein targeting to ER
Cellular component (GO): endoplasmic reticulum membrane; signal peptidase complex
Source: RefSeq, a predicted model, not a curated record